UGUGUCAUUGCAGGGCUCAUCUGUCUGAAGUCAUUCACUGCAGCAGAGACUUUUCUCCUGCACAUCGACCCGCAGGCUCUGUGAUCCGGUCUGAUCAGACCUGAUCUGAUCUGAUCUGAUCUGAUCUGAUCGAUAUUUCACUGAAACUGGUUUAUUCAUUUCCCGGACCGAGACGUCGCGGCGAAGCUUCGCAGAUCAAGUUCUCUCUUCAACUUGUCUUCACUCAGGAAGUGAAACCCAGCCGACCACCAAACAGCCUCACUUGGAUUUUAUCACUUUUACUGGAGAGAAAUCUGCUUUUCCAGACUCAAGCCUCAUAAACAACUGCAGGUUUCUGGCCUCACCGGCGGGGAGGGGACGGAGGACGGGGGACGGGGGACGGCGCCUCGUCUUCCAGGACUCGGCAGUGAUGACGUCUCACCCCGGAGCUCGGUCCAGCUCUUCUCGGCCGUUUCCGCCGUCUGGGUGACUCUGGCGGACGUUCCGGGGGAUUCUGAGGAGGCUGCAGCUAUGGACGUUGUGGCGAGGUUUCCUCCCUCCUCAUUAGUGACCCCGCCGCUCGUCUCGCCAUGGUGGACGACCCCGUCGAAGUCCUCUACAUCGUCCUGGAGCUGCUGAUCGCCGCCUUCUCCGUGCUGGGCAACGUGCUGGUCUGCUGGGCCGUGUACCUCAACAGCAACCUGCAGACCAUCACCAACUUCUUCGUGGUGUCGCUGGCGGUGGCCGACAUCGCCGUGGGCGUCCUGGCCAUCCCCUUCGCCAUCGCCAUCAGCACCGGCUUCAGCUCCAACUUCUACGGCUGCCUCUUCAUCGCCUGCUUCGUGGUCAUCCUCACGCAGAGCUCCAUCUUCAGCCUGCUGGCCAUCGCCAUCGACCGCUACAUCGCCAUCAAGAUCCCGCUCAGGUACAACAGCUUGGUGACGGGCGAGCGGGCUCGAGGCAUCAUCGCCCUCUGCUGGGUCCUGUCCAUCGCCAUCGGUCUGACCCCCAUGAUGGGCUGGCACGUCAAGCACCCGACGUCCCCGACGCACCACACACCCCCGACGCCCCCGAGCCGUAACAGGUCGUGCUCGCCCGGCCUGGUGGAGUGCAAGUUCGAGAACGUGGUGGUGAUGGAGUACAUGGUCUACUUCAACUUCUUCGUGUGCGUGCUGAUCCCGCUGCUGCUGAUGCUGGCCAUCUACCUGUGCAUCUUCAUGGCCGCCCGCCACCAGCUGAAGCUGAUCGAGGUGAAGGCGGCUCACGGCGAGAAGACGAAGACGCGCUCCACGCUGCAGAAGGAGGUCCAGGCCGCCAAGUCCCUGGCCAUCAUCGUGGGGCUGUUCACCGUGUGCUGGCUGCCGCUACACAUCAUCAACUGCUUCACCCUGCUCUGCAGCGAGUGCCAGCGCCCGCCGGCGUGGGUCCUGAACGUGGCCAUCAUCCUCUCCCACGCCAACUCCGUGGUCAACCCCUUCAUCUACGCCUACCGCAUCCGCGAGUUCCGGCAGACCUUCCGCAAGAUCAUCCGGCGCCACAUCCUGGGCCGGCAGGAGCUGUUUCCGUCCGGCGGCAGCAAGCGGAACUCCGCCCACAACAGCAUCACGGACUCCAUCCGGCUGAAAGCCAACGGCCUCAGUCUGGACGUCUUCGCGGAGCACAGCAGCGGCGACUGCGAGAGCGCCACCCACUGUCCCGCCCACGUGUCUCCCAUAGGGGGCGGCCUGGUGGCGGUUUCCCACCUCCCCCUGUCGGUAGUCAUCUCCCACUGUCCCAGGAUGGGGUCGUGCCCGCUGCCAGCCCUCGGACACGCCCCCAUCUCGAUGGACCGCCACGUCCAGUAUGCGGACUGCGCCGAAGCCGAAGACCUGGCAGAGCAGAGUGGGCGGAGCCUCGGCUCGGCCCGCCUCACCUCGCUUUUCAGCAAACAGAAGCAGAAGAGCUGCAUCAGUGAACUGGCCGAGGUGUCCUGACCAAUCGCCAGGAGAGGCGUCCAAACUAAUCCAGAGGAAGAACGCUCAGGACCGCGGUGGACGCAGGAGGAAGCCCCGAAACUGAACAACAGACGAAGAAUCGCUCUGGCAUCACUUCCACCCUGAAGAAUCCCCCCUCCAUUUACAUUUACUGACUUUUUAAUUUAAUCAUACCAAAGUCUGAAGGCACUGAUGCUGGUUCACAACGGCCACACCGCUUCUUAAAACCACAUGACGGAGGCGGUGAAGGCUGUAGAGUAGAGUAGAGUAGAGAUACUGCAUUAAUCCCAGGGGGAAGUUCUUGUUAGGAUGUAUUUUAACAUUGGACCAAAAGUUAUUCACAAAAAUAAAUGUAUACGCUCUUAAUAGAGCUGUAACAAUAUAUUUGUUAUUAUGACUGUGAUAUCGACAUGUGCAAUAUUACAAAAAAAAACUGACAGAGGCAUUAAUUUGAGUCCCCGUUUAAACAACAUUUUCACGUUUACGUUGCAUUGUUUGGUGUCUGUUUGCUGCUUUCGAUGGAAACGGCAGAGGAACCAAAGGAAAAAAACACAGUGCAGUAAUGUUUGAUCCAAACUGAGUCCGAGAAAAGAAAAAGCGCUGUGAUUUGGAACCAAAAAAAUCCCUAAGCUUUAAAAAAAGCUUCCAGAAGUGUCCGCCAAAACGGUUUGAAUCAGAGAUUCAGGUUUUCCUCGAGGCAGUUUGGGGAAAAAGGUUCAGAAAUACGACCAUCACGAUCUUCUUCUUCUUGUCGUUCUUCCUCUGCUCUUCCGUCCCGGCGGGUUUCCCCUCCGCCUGGUCUCCUGCGAGCCACACAGUACGGUUACCACUCCAUCAAAGCCUUUCCCUCCAUUCACGCAGCAUUAAAGCUCCUCCGGCCUGCCUCAUCAGACCGGGAACCUCGGACAGAACCCUUCAUCCUGCACUCAUUACUAGAUUCAGAUAUUAUUUCAAGACGGGUGUCGUUCUUUAAAAACAAAACAAGCUCGUUUCUGUCAUAUUUCAUAAGUCAGCGUUGUAUAAAAUCCACUGUAAUCUUCAGAAAGCUCUGCUGAUCCAGUUUGCUCCUCCUGUCGAGCGUCCAGCCAAGCUUGUGUUUUCUCCGUCACGGCCACGCUCUGGUCCUGUUUUUAAGAUGUGAUCGUGUACUUAAAGGGUUCAUGAACACCGUCGUCUUCAUCAUGUGUGUAAAUCUCAUCAUUCAAGUGCUGAAGAACGCCUCACUCCAUCAGGGAUACAAACAGGAAGUCCCUCUGUCUUCGCCACCUGCGCCGGGACUCUACCUGGACUGACUUAGCUCCUGGGCCUCAGUCCUGCUGGUAUAACGGCUGAAACGCACCGCUUGAUGCUCCUUUCAGUUAAUUUAUUGCAAAUGUUGGCACAGCUGAGUAAAAGAGGACGGUGAAUGGUUCUGUGUUGUAUCAAACUUUCCGGCGGCUGCUGCCUUCUGCGUCCCGUCUUAAAGGAAACCUCUCUGUACUUUCUGGUGUUAUUUAGUGUUUUUUUUUUUUCUCGGGAGAUGUGGAGGCCUGCGGGGCUGAGUCACAGAUCUGCCGUGCUUAUUCUGGGGAAUGCUUCAUUAAACUGUCAAACUAUC
This is a messenger RNA of Salarias fasciatus (jewelled blenny), 3549 nucleotides long. RefSeq names its product adenosine A2a receptor a (gene adora2aa). Gene Ontology annotation, cellular component: plasma membrane. Gene Ontology annotation, biological process: adenylate cyclase-activating G protein-coupled receptor signaling pathway; G protein-coupled adenosine receptor signaling pathway. Lineage: Eukaryota; Metazoa; Chordata; Actinopteri; Blenniiformes; Blenniidae. The coding region runs from base 570 to 1952 and encodes 460 amino acids. Gene Ontology annotation, molecular function: G protein-coupled adenosine receptor activity. The record is from RefSeq and is a predicted model, not a curated record. The transcript has 3 exons.